This is a messenger RNA of Cyclocybe aegerita, 1233 nucleotides long. The record is from the annotation of a GenBank genome assembly. Lineage: Eukaryota; Fungi; Basidiomycota; Agaricomycetes; Agaricales; Hemipholiotaceae.
AUGAACAGACCCAAACCUUUCGUCAACGAGGCCACGACACGAGCUGCUCCGAAGAAACCCAAAGCAACUACUUCGAAACGUGGACGACCGCCUUCAAAAAAGAAUCCUACAACUGGUAACACGAAGGAAAACGUGUUGGGCAUCGCCCCUGGGGCUGGAGAGGCUAAAGCAGCGGCGUUGAAGCGGAAGAUUGUCGCUGCACCAAAGCCCAAGCCGAAGGACAUGAAACCGAGUUAUGGGCCCCUGCUCUUCAGCUGCAAAGAGCGACUUGAGUUGCUCGUUAGCCCUGCCAUCCUGAAGGACUCAUCGCUAAUACCCAAGACAUCCAAGAAAGCACGUGAAGCCGCAGCGAGGAAGGUGGAAGUUGUUCUCAAGGAUUUUGUCGACAUGCCCUUGGACGUCAUAUUGGAGGCGAAGCCCAUCGACUUGCUCAACCUUACGCGCGUCUCGAAGGAAUUCAGGGCAUUUUUCUUGUCGCGUAACAUGAUCUCGGUAUGGAAGAGAGUUCUCGAAGAGGCCGCUACUGGUGAUAGGUGGUUCCCGAAAUGCCCAGAAGACAUGUCGUUGCCGCAGUUCGUUGCGUUGAUGUUCGACAAGUUCUGUAUGGCAUGUCUCAAUCUGCGCGGAACCAUAGAGCCAGAGUUCAUGCUUCGCGUACGGCUAUGUAUUGGCUGCAAGAAGCUAAACCUUGUCUCCGGAUUCCAAAUCAGGCAUCGAUUUGGGGUAUACCCCGAUGUUCUUCUCUCGUUGCUGCCAUCUUCUGGCCCUACCAGUUAUUCGAUCAUACAUAACUCAAUAUCUCAGCACGACAGUGUCGGAAACCAUAAAUCCAUGCUGUAUUUCCAACCGGAGGUCGAAUUAGUCCGGAAAGCGUACACUCAGUCGUGCACGGAGGGUGGCGAGCGGCACAAGAAGUUCCUCGUCGAGAACCAUGCGAAGGCUACUCGGAUGAUUAAUAUUUGGACCGGAAUGCAGGAGAGCAAGGCCGAAAGAGCCGUGCUGGACAAAAAGUAUAAAAGGAGGCGAAGGUACACACGCCAACUUUCCCAGCUUUACCACUUGACUGCGUGGACAGUCCUUUUCCAACCCGAGAGCAACCAGCACAUCCUCAGCCACAGUGACAACCCGCUGUGCGCAGCUCACAUUCUUGCCAAAGAGUUCCCAGAACAGCUCGAUGUUGCCGUCAAGCCAGUGGUCCAUGAUUGCCGGAAGAACAGGGACGACGCUUUCUGA